AUGCAGACCUAUAGGCAAUAUUCCGAAUGUACGGGGAAGAACAAGGCCUCAUCAACGCAGCCAGAUACAAACGAGAAAGCCGGGACUGGGUCUGUGGCGCUGCCGCCCAUCUCCUCGACCCGGUGGAACGAGUGCGCCAUCAUCGGCAGAGGGUGUGGUGAUGUCGACCUGGACGGGCCAAUGAGCUACGAACAUAACUUUCCUGUGAAAAGGACAAACAAGUGGACGGGUCUAAAGCACAUAUCACCGAUACAAGCGCCAGAGUCUCGGCACCUGCAGGAUAUCGGUGGUGCGUUGCAACCUCUCAGGUACAGACAGCUAGCAGAAGCCCGACUGGGGCUCGCAUGCGCCGUGCUCGCCAGAUGGGGUAGUGGCGGCAUUCAAUAG
Molecule: messenger RNA, 387 nt
Organism: Colletotrichum truncatum
Lineage: Eukaryota; Fungi; Ascomycota; Sordariomycetes; Glomerellales; Glomerellaceae
Source: RefSeq, a predicted model, not a curated record